GGUUUAUCUACGCCGUCUCCAUUGAUUCUUUCUCCGUCUCUUCAAAAAAUAUCCGACUAACACUGACCUCAAAACUCUCCUCUCACUUUCGUCGUGAAGAAGCCAAAUCUCAAAUCGAAUCAGAAUCACUCAUUUCCAUGGAUAACUCAGCUCCAGAUUCGUUAUCCAGAUCGGAAACCGCCGUCACAUACGACUCACCUUAUCCACUCUACGCCAUGGCUUUCUCUUCUCUCCGUUCAUCCUCCGGUCACAGAAUCGCCGUCGGAAGCUUCCUCGAAGAUUACAACAACCGCAUCGAUAUUCUCUCUUUCGAUUCCGAUUCGAUGACCGUUAAGCCUCUCCCGAAUCUCUCCUUCGAACAUCCUUAUCCUCCAACAAAGCUAAUGUUUAGUCCUCCUUCUCUCCGUCGUCCUUCCGCCGGAGAUCUACUCGCUUCCUCCGGCGAUUUCCUCCGUCUUUGGGAAAUUAACGAAGAUUCUUCCACCGUUGAGCCGAUCUCGGUUCUCAACAAUAGUAAGACUAGUGAGUUUUGUGCUCCGUUGACCUCUUUUGAUUGGAACGAUGUUGAGCCGAAACGGCUUGGAACUUGUAGUAUUGAUACGACUUGUACGAUUUGGGAUAUUGAGAAGUCUGUUGUUGAGACUCAGCUCAUAGCUCAUGAUAAAGAGGUUCAUGAUAUUGCUUGGGGAGAAGCUAGGGUUUUCGCAUCGGUCUCGGCUGAUGGAUCCGUUAGGAUCUUCGAUUUACGCGAUAAGGAACAUUCUACAAUCAUCUACGAGAGUCCUCAGCCUGAUACGCCUUUGUUAAGACUAGCUUGGAACAAGCAAGAUCUUAGGUAUAUGGCGACGAUUUUGAUGGAUUCUAAUAAGGUUGUGAUUCUCGAUAUUCGUUCUCCGACUAUGCCUGUUGCGGAGCUUGAAAGGCACCAGGCUAGUGUUAAUGCUAUAGCUUGGGCGCCACAGAGCUGUAAACAUAUUUGCUCUGGUGGUGAUGAUACGCAGGCUCUUAUUUGGGAGCUUCCGACUGUAGCUGGACCGAAUGGGAUUGAUCCGAUGUCGGUUUAUUCGGCUGGCUCGGAGAUAAAUCAGUUGCAGUGGUCUUCUUCGCAGCCUGAUUGGAUUGGAAUUGCUUUCGCUAACAAAAUGCAGCUCCUUAGAGUUUGAGGUGCAGAUGUGAAGUGAUCAACGGAUUUUAGCAUAGACCCGUAUAAUCAUAAUGUGCGUAAGAUAGUAGGUUUGGUGCAUGCACACUCUUGCUUCUUGGUCCGCAAUGCAUCUAUGUAUCUAUUCUGAUUGUAACAAAAACUGAAUUCAUUUGGUUCACCAAAUGAAUGCUACUAUGAUCUCAUGUUGUGUAUAAACCCAACCAGAAUAUAUUGCGGUUUCUGGU
Arabidopsis arenosa is the source of this 1389-nucleotide messenger RNA. NCBI's taxonomy places the organism in Eukaryota, Viridiplantae, Streptophyta, Magnoliopsida, Brassicales, Brassicaceae. The record is from the annotation of a GenBank genome assembly.